ACGAGUAAAAAUAUGACUUUGUUCGUUACUGACACGUUGCCACUUAACUUCCCUGUCUCGACAUUGAAAUGAUUGGUGUCAUCUGCUGAGUAAUAUGCAGAUUAAUUUAUUCUAGUUCAGAAGUUAGGACUUAUUGGUUGCACACUUACAGAACCACUCGUUUGUUGCAUUUUAAACUGACAUAAAUUAGACAAAGUUUCAGUGUAUAUUAUUGUGAAGAUGUAUAAGGGCCCAAUUUUUGGUCACGAGAUGGUCAGUCCAUGGCCGAAUUUCAGACGAGGAACCUGUGUUGGUUAGAACGACAAUGAUGCAUCAACUUAACAGUGAAAUUAGUGUUACACCAACAGGCCGUGUGUUAAAGCAAUGACAGUAUCUGUUCCAUACAUACCUGAUUAUUCUGAAAGAAAUGUGAAUUAUGUGGUUAAGUUGUUACUGCUUGUAGAUGUUCAACAGUAAACUACUGUAGCAGUAAGUGGAUGUUCACCUGGGAACUAUGAAUGAGGUUUAUGGGAAGUUAGAACAAUAGUGCACUGGCCGUAUAUAACUGUGUAUUAUUGGUGGGGGGGGUUGUGAAAAUUGAAAGUAAAAGACUGUGAAACACAACUGUGCAUCUGUCGGAUACAUCAUUUAUAAUAGACACUACUGCACAUCCACCCCUUAUUGUUUCAGCCAGUAAGUUGACACCGGGACAACAAACAAAGAAACAAAGUAGGCAAACCGCUACAUAUGGUACUCCAACGUGAGGAGUAUUGUAUGUGGGCACAGUAAACUAGAACUCAUGAAGGUUGACUAGGAAGUGUGAACUCGAAGUGAUUUACCGUACAGAUUUAAAUGGAAGAGAUGAUACAGCCAAUCAGCACUGGGGUUUCAUAACGAAGAAGGUGCAGCAGCCAGUCAGUGAGCUGGUUCUAUGGAAGCAGUCACUGAGUAUGGGAGCAGCCAAUCAGCACACAGGUGGACACAGAUGAUCGAGAAAAACAAGGCACAUCGCCAAGAGGAUUACAACUUGCCACAGCCAUGCAGAUGAUGGACCAAGAUGACAACCACAACAGCAGCAGCAGCAGCAGCAGCAGCAGUAGCAGUAGCAGCAGAGCAGUAGAAGGAGAGUGAAUGAGAAUAAGAGGAGAACCACCUCCAAGGGAACUGAUAGCAGUGCAUUUCCUUACUAAUUGCCAUUUGGACCUGUUGAAGGUGUGGCCAACUUGCGUGUUCCAGAGAUGUCUACAAAAAGCUGGAGAGAAGCAGCAAGUAUUAUGAUAGCUGCACGAACUUCAUUCCAGCAAAUCCCUAAAUCCACUGCCAACUACAAGAUCCUUAUGCUAAAAAGGGGUAAGACCAGUCCUUUCAUGCCAGGAAGUUAUGUGUUUCCUGGUGGAGUAGCAGAGUCUUCAGAUGGUUCUAAGGAGUGGUUGCAGUUGUAUAAAGACAAUGGAUACACCAUCACAGAAGAAAAUGCAGGAGGUAGAACACAAAACAUGAACAUUUCGCAAUAUAUCCCCGAGAUUCUGCCACUAAAGAUUGCAGCUAUCAGAGAAACAUUUGAAGAAGCAGGAAUUCUUUUGUGCAAAAAUAAGCAUGUCCAUUUUCAGUCUCCAGUGUCAUACUGGGCUUCAUAUAUUUCAAGCUAUGAAACAGAAACCUGGCAGAAUAAGGUGAAAAAAGAUCCAAGUCAGUUUUUGGACCUGUGUAAACAUUUUGAAUGUGUUCCAGAUAUUUGGGCACUUCAUCUGUGGAGCAACUGGCUCACACCAACACACAAUACACGAAGAUUUAAUACAACCUUUUUCUUAGCAGUCUUAGACCAGAUGCCUCCAGCAAUAUGUGAUAAAACUGAAAUGGAUGAAAUGCAGUGGUCAUCUGUGAGUGAGUUGCUGUCUAUGAGCAACGUCUGCAAAAUAUGGUUGCCACCCCCUCAAGUUUAUGAACUAGCUAGACUAUACAAUUUUAAUGAUGUGGAAACUUUAGUUAAUUUUGCACAUGAAAGAGUCAAAUCUGGAUGUCCUUUCUGGAUGCCUGUGCACAUGAAAACAACAGAUGGACUACUCUUCAUACUUCCAGGUGAUGAUCUAUACCCAGAAAAGCCAGAUAUAUUUCAGGUUGGUACAAAACUUUCUGAGGUACAAAAGACAGCAGAAGAAAUGCGGACUGGAUGUGAUAAUCUGCAUCGUAUUGAAUACAUUGAAAAUGCUAAAACUAACAUUGUUCUUCAAAACAUACUUCCUAGUUAUGGACACAAAUUGCCACUGCUCUUAUUUGACAGGAACAACCUGUGAUUGGAAAAGAAGGGACUGUACAAUAUUUGAAACGGACAAAAACAACACCUAUAAAUGAAACAUACAGACGCUACAGGACAAAACUGCCUGUGACAGUGGAAUCCUGUUUUAAAAGGCAUUAAUAAUGGAUAAUUUUUGGAUUCCAGCUGACUGCAAUUCAUUCAUGUGAUAUGCUUUUUAUCUUCCAUAAAUUGACAAUUUAACAAAGGAUGAAGUGGAAUAUCAAGAGUUUAGCACUGUGUCAACAAGGAUUUAGAGACAAGAUGAUUCCACAAAGUAAAUAAUGUGUCACUGUUAUUUAUAGCACACUGUUUUUGUAAUGAAAUUUUUUAAAUCAGAUAUGGAUUCUAAAGUUUUAA
Molecule: messenger RNA, 2632 nt
Organism: Schistocerca nitens (vagrant locust)
Lineage: Eukaryota; Metazoa; Arthropoda; Insecta; Orthoptera; Acrididae
Product: acyl-coenzyme A diphosphatase NUDT19
Exons: 8
Coding region: 1218-2273 (351 amino acids)
Cellular component (GO): mitochondrion
Molecular function (GO): hydrolase activity, acting on acid anhydrides, in phosphorus-containing anhydrides
Source: RefSeq, a predicted model, not a curated record